UGAGCUAGAAGAGGACACAGCUAGAGUCUACCAGCUUCACUACUGCAGCCUGGGCUCCUUUCUUGGAUAUGACAGGCAGCCUGUGAUUUGGAGGAAUCCGGAGUCACUCUGAUUUACUCUCACUGCUCUUCUAUCAUCUGGUUUCCCAACGGAGCUUGUUGCCAAGUCUGCACUCAUGUUAGUCCACGCAUACUCUGCCAUGGAUCGCUCUGAUGCCCUGAACGGAUCUGCCAGCGGUGGCCGCUUGUCCCAGCUUUCCUCUCUCAACCAAGGGGCUUAUUCCUCUGCUCCCCCGCUCUGUCACACCCCAGUAUCUGACUUCCAGCCCCCUUACUUUCCUCCCCCAUACCCCCAGCCACCUUUAUCCUACUCACAGAGCCAAGAACCUGGAUACCCUCACCUGGGAGACCCAUACUCUGGCAUCAACCCCAUCCACCAGCACCAGCAGCAGGCAUGGCACUCACAGAGGGGGCGGCAAGACGAGGCUGCUCUGCUCUCUCAAGCUCACAGGGGGCUCAGCCUAGACCACCGGAGGGACUAUGGGGGAGUACCACGUCUAAUACCUGCUCUGGGAGAUGGUGGGCACAGCCUGGUAGAGAGUGCCCUAUCUAUGCACGCACUGUCACACCACAACCUGGAAGACAUGCAGGUUUUGGAUGAAUCUGGAAUCAGUUUGCUGGACCAGUCAGUGAUAAAGAAAGUUCCAUCCAAGAACAAUGGCAGCAUGAUGUCUUCCCUAACUCUCAAUAAAGAAAGCCUCAUAGGUGGCGUGACAAAUCCAAACGAAGUUUUCUGUUCUGUCCCUGGGCGCCUGUCCCUACUCAGUUCCACAUCUAAGUAUAAAGUGACGGUGGGAGAGGUCCAAAGACGGUUGUCACCCCCUGAGUGUCUCAACGCAUCCCUGCUUGGAGGAGUUUUACGAAGGGCAAAAUCAAAAAAUGGUGGUCGUUGUCUUCGAGAAAGGUUGGAAAAAAUUGGUUUGAAUUUGCCUGCCGGUAGACGUAAAGCUGCCAAUGUUACUCUGUUAACAUCUCUAGUAGAGGGGGAGGCUGUGCAUCUUGCGCGAGACUUCGGCUAUACCUGUGAGACGGAAUUCCCAGCUAAAGCUGCAGCAGAAUACCUGUGUCGGCAACACUCGGACCCAGCAGAGCUGCAUGCAAGAAAGAAUAUGCUGCUGGCUACCAAGCAGAUUUGCAAAGAAUUUGCUGACUUGUUGGCUCAAGACCGUUCUCCAUUGGGAAACAGCCGUCCAUCUCUAAUCUUGGAGCCAGGUGUACAGAGCUGUCUGACUCACUUCAGCCUAAUCACACAUGGCUUUGGAGUCCCAGCCAUAUGUGCAGCACUUACUGCUUUCCAGAACUACCUACUUGAGUCACUUAAAGGCAUGGACAAGAUCUUCAUGAACAGCACAGGGAAUGGACAUUCAACAGGGGAAUCUAAACCUUCAGAUAAAGACAUUAAACAUAGGAAAUAAAGAACUGUGACAGCCACAGUGGGGCCUGGAAUAAAAAGAUGACUGCUAGACAGCCAUGACAAGUUUGGCCAGUGGUGCACCUGGGACCUAGACCAACAAUUCUGCAUGUUUUCAGCGUAUGGAGUUUCAUUUAAAAACUCUAAGCCUACUGAGGAGGGUUGAUGUGAAGACGAUGACAGAAUCUCACUAAGGUGAAUUACAUAUCAGAUUUGUUUGCUAGGAACACAGACUACUAUACAGAUAUCAGACUUGUUGCAACAUUCUUGCAGAGUAUGUAAGAAUAACGUAACUUCCAUCACAAAAGAAUAAUGGGUCCUCUGUAACACAGGAAGCGGUUAUUGCACACACCUCCAUCAUAUGUCUUUGCCUGAUCUUCAACUAUACAACCAAAUGUUGGCAUAUUUUCUACUUUAACUGAGAUAUUUUGAUUUAACAACAAAUUGUAUAUAUGAAUAAUUCAGUGGAAAAAAGUUUAUGACAAUCUACAGUCAA
Messenger RNA from Nanorana parkeri, 1966 nucleotides. It is a transcript of the gene TFAP2E, whose product is annotated as transcription factor AP-2 epsilon. Gene Ontology annotation, molecular function: RNA polymerase II transcription regulatory region sequence-specific DNA binding; DNA-binding transcription factor activity, RNA polymerase II-specific. Gene Ontology annotation, cellular component: nucleus. The record is from RefSeq and is a predicted model, not a curated record. The transcript is spliced from 7 exons. NCBI's taxonomy places the organism in Eukaryota, Metazoa, Chordata, Amphibia, Anura, Dicroglossidae. The coding region runs from base 176 to 1474 and encodes 432 amino acids. Gene Ontology annotation, biological process: anatomical structure development; regulation of cell population proliferation; regulation of transcription by RNA polymerase II.